AUGGAGUUUUUUGAUAAUGGUUUCAUGCAUAAGCCUGUAAAUUGUACUGCUGUAACAAUGAUCCCUAAAAUUGAUGAUGCACAAUAUGCUAGAGACUAUAGGCCCAUUGCUUGUUGCUCUACUCUAUACAAAAUAAUUUCUAAAAUUCUGACAAAGAGAUUGCAAGCUGUGAUUACAAAGGUGGUUGAUAGUGCACAAACAGGAUUCAUUCCUGAGAGAAACAUUGGUGAUAAUAUUCUCUUAGCUACUGAACUUAUAAGAGGAUACAGUAGAAGACAUAUCUCUCCUAGGUGUGUGAUAAAAGUUGAUAUUAGGAAAGCAUAUGACUCUGUUGAAUGGGUUUUUUGUGAAAGUGUAUGGGUGAUAUGUGUAAUGAUCCUGAUUUUAAUUUCCAUCCCAAAUGUGAGAGAAACUCAUCUCAUGUUUGCGGAUGAUCUGCUAACGCUUGCUAGAGCAGAUGCAAGUUCCAUCACCAAGAUCAUGAAAGCUUUCAAUUUAUUCUCAAAGGCUUCAGGUCUUCAGGCAAGUAUUGAGAAAAGCUGUAUUUAUUUUGGGGGUGUUUGUCAGGAUAAGGCAAGUCAAAUGGCUGAAAAUAUUCAGAUGCCUAUUGGCACCCUGCCAUUUAGGUACCUUAGAGUUCCACUUGCAGCAAAAAAACUUAACUUUUCUCAGUGCAAACCCCUCAUUGACAAGAUCACAGCAAGAGCUCAAGGUUGGAUUGCUCACUUGCUAUCAUAUGCUGGAAGAUUACAGUUGGUGAAAUCUAUUCUCAGCAGAUGGGUGAAUGCCUAUUACAUCAAGAGACAAAGACUAGAAAAUGUUACUGUUAGCAGUAACACUUCAUGGCUUCUAAGAAAAAUUCUUGAAGCUAGAGAAUUGCUGGUAAGGAUUGGAGGUUGGGAGGCAGUGAGUACUCAAUGGAAAUUCAGCAUAAAGAAAGCUUAUAAGCUCCUCCAAGACGAUUAUGACAAUAUGAGAAAUGCUAAGUUUUUUAGGGAUUCAGAUGUAAAUCCUAAUCAAAUUGUUAGAAACAUCAUAUUUAGAAUUGCUGUUAGAUGUAGUGAGAAGCAAAAGCAAAUGUUAGUGAUGUAA
This is a messenger RNA of Beta vulgaris subsp. vulgaris (sugar beet), 1092 nucleotides long. RefSeq lists its product as uncharacterized. Lineage: Eukaryota; Viridiplantae; Streptophyta; Magnoliopsida; Caryophyllales; Amaranthaceae. The transcript has 3 exons. Bases 1 to 1092 code for a protein of 363 amino acids. The record is from RefSeq and is a predicted model, not a curated record.